Laccaria bicolor S238N-H82 is the source of this 531-nucleotide messenger RNA. RefSeq lists its product as uncharacterized. Lineage: Eukaryota; Fungi; Basidiomycota; Agaricomycetes; Agaricales; Hydnangiaceae. The record is from RefSeq and is a predicted model, not a curated record. The transcript has 6 exons. The coding region runs from base 1 to 531 and encodes 176 amino acids.
AUGUCCGACUUUCCAGCUCUUCCGGGUUUUUACAACUUCUUGUUUCUGCAUCUCGAGCCGAUCUCUGCCAUCGGACCCAUCAUUAUGACCUUGAUAUCCGGACCGAGUGCUUUCUACAACGAGGUCAUUCCUCCUACUGGCCCUCCACCUGAAAAUAUGGAUCCCCGUGCCGCAAUGGCCAUUUGGCAAUUAUCAAUCAGCUACCUUCUUCUAUUUCUUCUGACAUCACUCGGGUAUCGUGCCGCUCGAGACGCCUUGCGCAAUAAUCUUGUAGCGCAGGAGAGGAUUGUGGGCGGCCUUAUGAUUGCGCUCGCGAUUAUAGACAUCGUCCAUGCGGGGACCACUUUUAUCUUGUUGCCUGAAGAGGUGAAAUAUACACCUCGCAAUUGGAACACAACAACUCACGGGAAUGUGAGCUUUUGUGCUAUUCUGCAUGUGACCAGAAUCUGCUGGUUUUUAGGUGUUGGGCGAAAACGAUAUUAUUACGGCCAACCUGAUGUCACGUUGACAACCUCCGAGAAGUCAAAUUAG